CAAGUUCCUCCAUGGCUAAAUUCCCCCCUCCCACAUCCCUUCCUGCAAGCAGAGAGGAGGUUGCUUUGUUUUCUCUCCUUUGCAAAAGCUUCCUCGGACCCUGCAGCUUGUUGUGGCUCCUUGACUCCUCAGGAAGGAUGAGAGAGACAGAUCCUGCAAAGCUAGUGAGGAUGGAAGGGGGAAGGUGGACGGUUGACCUGGUCAGGUUGUCUCCUGCAUCCCUCCCCACAACCACUGAGCGUUCCCUCCCAGGGACCUCUGAGAGAUCUGAUGGUGCUGAAUUGGAAGGGAAGAACAAAGGAGAUCACAACAGAAUCCACAUGGUGGAGAAGUCAAAUAAAUAUUCAGGGUGUGGAGAGAACAUCCGUCAGACCUCCCAGUCCACCUCCCAUCAAGGAAACAGCUUCAUUCAGAGGGAUAGCCUUACUUCACACGAAAGAACUCACAGUGGAGAGAAAUUGCAUCAGUGCUUGGAAUGUGGAAAGGGCUUCCGUCGGAAGGAUACUCUCAUUUCCCAUCAAAGAAUUCAUACAGGAGAGAAACCCUAUCCGUGCUUGGAAUGCGGAAAGAACUUCAGUCAGAGGAGCAAUCUGACAACCCAUCAAAGGAUUCAUACAGGGGAGACACCCUAUAAGUGCUUGGAAUGUGGAAAGGGAUUCAGACAGAGCUCAGAGCUCACUUACCAUCAUAGAAUUCAUACAGGGGAGAAACCCUAUCAGUGCUUGGAAUGUGGAAAGAGAUUCAGACUGAGGUCAGAGCUCACUUCCCAUCACAGAAUUCAUACAGGGGAGAAACCCUAUCAGUGCUUGGAAUGUGGAAAGGGAUUCAGACAGAGCUCAGAGCUCACUUCCCAUCACAUAACUCAUACAGGGGAGAAGCCCUAUCAGUGCUUGGAAUGUGGAAAGAGCUUCAGACAGAGUAGUAUUCUGACAACCCAUCAAAGAUUUCAUACAGGGGAGAAACCCUAUCAGUGCUUGGAAUGUGGAAAGAGCUUUCGUGAGAGUCGAUUACUCGCUUCCCAUCGAAGAAUUCAUACAGGGGAGAAACCCUAUCAGUGCUUGGAAUGUGGAAAGAGCUUUAGUGAGAGUCGAUUACUCACUUCCCAUCGAAGAAUUCAUACAGGGGAGAAACCUUUUCAGUGCUAUGAAUGUGGAAAGAGCUUCGCUCAUAGGGCCAAUCUCACUAAACAUCAAAGCAUUCAUACAGGGGAGAAACCUUUUCAGUGCUAUGAAUGUGGAAAGAGCUUCACUCAGAGGGCCAAUCUCACUUCCCAUCAAAGAAUUCAUACAGGUCAGAAACCAUAUAAAUGCUUCGAAUGUGGAAAGAGCUUCAGUCAGAACUACAGUUUCAAUAUGCAUCAAAGAAUUCAUACAGGUGAGAAACCCUAUCAGUGCCAGGAAUGUGGAAAGAGCUUUCGUGGGAGGGGAAAACUUGCUGUUCAUCAAAGAAUUCAUACAGGGGAGAAACCCUAUCAAUGCUUGGAAUGUGGAAAGAGCUUCACCCAAAGGGCCCAUCUCCUGAUGCAUCAAAAAACUCAUACAGAUCAGAAACCCUAUCAGUGCCAGGAAUGUGGAAAUAGCUUUCGUGAGAGGGGAAAACUUGCUGCUCAUCAAAGAAUUCAUACAGGGGAGAAACCCUAUCAAUGCUUGGAAUGUAGAAAGAGCUUCAGUCGGAAGGAUGCUCUCACUUCCCAUCAAAGAAUUCAUACAGGGGAGAAACCCUAUAAAUGCUUGAAAUGUAGAAAGAACUUCAGUCAGAGCUCACAGCUCACUUCCCAUCACAGAAUUCAUACAGGGGAGAAACCCUAUCAGUGCUUGGAAUGUGGAAAGAGCUUCAGUCACAACAUAUCUCUCACUUCCCAUCAAAGAAUUCAUACAGGGGAGAAACCCUAUCAGUGCUUGGAAUGCGGAAAGAAAUUCAGUCACAGAGUCUCUCUCACGUUCCAUCAAAGAAUUCAUACAGGGGAGAAACCAUACCAGUGCUUGGAAUGUAGAAAGACCUUCAGUCAUAGUAGGAUUCUGACAACCCAUCAAAGAUUUCAUACAGGGGAAAAACCCUAUCAGUGCUUGGAAUGUGGAAGGAGCUUUAGUGAGAGUGGAAAACUCACUUCCCAUCGAAGAAUUCAUACAGGGGAGAAACCCUAUCAGUGUUUGCAAUGCGGAAAGUGCUUCAGUCAGAGGAGAAGUCUCACUUCCCAUCAAAGAAUUCAUACAGGGGAAAAACCUUUUCAGUGCUAUGAGUGUGGAAAGAGCUUCACUCAGAGGGCCAAUCUCACUUCCCAUCAAAGAAUUCAUACAGGUCAGAAACCCUAUCAAUGCUUCGAAUGUGGAAAGAGCUUUAGUCGGAGCAACUCUCUCACUUCCCAUCAAAGAAUUCAUACAGGUGAGAAACCCUAUCAGUGCCAGGAAUGUGGAAAGAGCUUUCGUGAGGGGGGAAAACUCGCUUCUCAUCGAAGAAUUCAUACAGGGGAGAAACCCUAUCAAUGCUUGGAAUGUGGAAAGAGCUUUCAUGAGGGGGGAAAACUCGCUUCUCAUCGAAGAAUUCAUACAGGUGAGAAACCCUAUCAAUGUUUGGAAUGUGGAAAGAGCUUUCGUGAGAGGGGAAAACUCGCUUCUCAUCGAAGAAUUCAUACAGGGGAGAAACCCUAUCAAUGCUUGGAAUGUAGAAAGAGCUUCAGUCGGAGGGAUAGUCUUACUUCCCAUCAAAGAAUUCAUACAGGGGAGAAACCCUAACAGUGCUUGGAAUGUUUAAAGAAGAAACAAUAAUAACAACAGAUAUAGGUAGGUAGCCAUGUUGAUCUGCCAUAAUCGAAACAAAAUAAAAAAGUUUGCUAUUGGUAUGAACUUUCGUGUGCAUGUACACUACUUCAGAUACCAUGCAUGAAUAAACUUAGUUGGUCUUUAA
Podarcis raffonei (Aeolian wall lizard) is the source of this 2904-nucleotide messenger RNA. Its product is annotated as zinc finger protein 91-like. Gene Ontology annotation, biological process: regulation of transcription by RNA polymerase II. The transcript has 4 exons. Gene Ontology annotation, cellular component: nucleus. Lineage: Eukaryota; Metazoa; Chordata; Lepidosauria; Squamata; Lacertidae. The record is from RefSeq and is a predicted model, not a curated record. Gene Ontology annotation, molecular function: DNA-binding transcription activator activity, RNA polymerase II-specific; RNA polymerase II cis-regulatory region sequence-specific DNA binding. The coding region runs from base 12 to 2732 and encodes 906 amino acids.